CCCAUAAAACUAAACUUCAAGUCAUUUGUUCUAGAAACAAAAAAAAAAUAUGAAAUUAACAUUAACACCAUCGAAAAAAUCGAAUUCAUCAACAACUGCAGAUGUUGAUUCAUCUUCAACAUCAGAUUAUGAUGUUCGUAUACGUGAAGGUAUAUCUUAUCAAGCUGAUAUUCCACCAUUUGAUCCAACACCAUUAUCAACUGAUCAUGAAUCAAUUCUAUUUUGGCGACCAACAACUAUAAUUAAUGAUAAUGAACUCAUCGAUUUUAUUGAUUUUGCACGUCGUAAACAUCGUAUGAAUGAAGAACAAGCAUUAGCAAUUUUACAAAUAUGUAAAUAUAAAAUUUCCACAAGUAAAAUACUUAUGCAACAGUAUACACCUGAGAUUGAUGAAUGGACAGUUGAAGAAAAAUGUUUAUUUGAACAAGCGUAUAAAUUUUAUGGUAAAAUGUUUUCACGUAUAAGACAAAUGUUACCUGAUAAGAGUGUUGGUGAUCUUGUUCGUUAUUAUUAUUCAUGGAAAAAAACACGUUUACAUAAAAGUUUAAUGGAUAAACAUGAAAAACAAAGUCAGCUAAUGCCUAAUGAAGAUGCAAGUGAUGAUGAAGAUAAUGAUAUUCCUUCGAUAGCAUUACCAACAAAAGAUUUAGAUCAUCGUGCAAAACCAACAAUAGAUCAAUCAGGUGUUGAUGAACAAGAAUGUUGUAAUUGUGAAGUAAUGAAUAUUAAUGAUAGUAUUGGACCAAUGCAUUCUACUCCCAAAGGUGUUCUUUGUGAUGCAUGUUUUAAAUAUUGGCAAAGUUCAAAUUUAAUGAGACCUGAAUUAUAUCCAAGUAAAUCAUCAUUUAGAAAAAUAAAACGACCACCUAAAAAUAUGGCACUUGAUUUGGAUAGUGUCAUUGCUAUGAAUUCUUAUGAUAAUAGUUCAAUAUCGAAUACAGAUAAUAAUGAUAUUAUUGAUCCUAUUGAUAAACUUGAAGAAGAUAUACGUUCGGAAUUAGCAGUUAUUCAAGCACAUAAUCAAGCUAUUGGUCUACUAAUAAAUCAAUCUCGUAAUGAAAUGGAAACAAUGUCAAUACCAUUUUUAACAUCAUCAUCAUCACCAUUUAUGAUUACGAAUUCAAAUUCAACUACAGCAACACCAACAUCAACAUGGUCAACAGAAGAAAUACUUCUUGCUAUACAAGCAUUUGGAAAAUAUGGUAAAGAUUUUGAUGCUGUUGCACGUAUUGUUGGUUCAACAAAAACAGUUGCUGAUGU
Molecule: messenger RNA, 1260 nt
Organism: Adineta steineri
Lineage: Eukaryota; Metazoa; Rotifera; Eurotatoria; Adinetida; Adinetidae
Source: the annotation of a GenBank genome assembly